UGGCAUUUUGUUGAACUAACUCUAUCAUCUUUCCAAAAUAAACACACUCACUCACUCACUAGUUAUUUUUUCUUUGCUUCCAUUUCAUUCAUCAUUCUCUCUUUACCUCAAACCAAAUGUCUGCUGCAACCUUCACAGCUUCUAUUGCAGGUUCUGGUUAUCAUGGCCUAAAACUUAACUCAACAAACCAACAUUUCGCAGCCAAAGAUUCUGUUGCAUGGAGCCGUAAGACUGUCUCAAAUGGCUCAAAAACCUACUGUAUGAAGACAUGGAACCCGAUUGAUAACAAGAAGUUUGAGACUCUGUCCUACCUUCCUCCGCUUUCUGAUGAGUCUAUUGCGAAGGAGGUUGAGUACAUGAUCCUUAAGGGUUGGAUCCCUUGCCUUGAAUUUGAUGAGAAGGGGGAUGUGCAUAGAGAGAAUAGCAGAAUGCCAGGAUACUAUGAUGGGAGGUAUUGGACAUUGUGGAAGCUGCCCAUGUUUGGAUGCAAUGACUCAUCUCAAGUGCUCAAUCAAAUCAAUGAAUGUAAAAAGGCUUACCCGAAUGCCUAUAUCCGCUGCUUGGCUUUCGACAACCAUCGCCAGGCUCAGUGCAUGUCCUUCGUCAUUCAAAAACCUAAAAAAAACUAAGCGUGGAUGAUGACGAUGGGUUCUGUUCGACCAAAUAAGAUGGUGAUGCUUUUGGGUUUAUCCAAAUGACAAUGUUUUAAUAAUUAAGUUAAUGGAUUUGAAUAAGCAAUUUUUUGUUGUAAGCACAUGAUUUUGGGAUUUGUUUUUAAAUAUGUGAUGAGAAACGCCCAUGGUUUGGCAAAAAAAAAAGAUCUGCUAGGCAGUUUCUCUUA
Molecule: messenger RNA, 841 nt
Organism: Mercurialis annua (annual mercury)
Lineage: Eukaryota; Viridiplantae; Streptophyta; Magnoliopsida; Malpighiales; Euphorbiaceae
Product: ribulose bisphosphate carboxylase small subunit, chloroplastic 3-like
Exons: 3
Coding region: 117-629 (170 amino acids)
Source: RefSeq, a predicted model, not a curated record